Lepisosteus oculatus (spotted gar) is the source of this 4145-nucleotide messenger RNA. It is a transcript of the gene arf2a, whose product is annotated as ADP-ribosylation factor 2a. The record is from RefSeq and is a predicted model, not a curated record. Lineage: Eukaryota; Metazoa; Chordata; Actinopteri; Semionotiformes; Lepisosteidae. Gene Ontology annotation, biological process: vesicle-mediated transport; intracellular protein transport. Gene Ontology annotation, cellular component: cytoplasm; plasma membrane. Gene Ontology annotation, molecular function: GTP binding; GTPase activity.
AGAGGCCUGAGGAUUGGCUAAGACCGCAUGUAGGCGGGACUUCGGGGGCAAUUCGGCCGCGCCUAUUGGUCGCAGUUCCCGGGAGGGGCAGGUUUCAUGACGCGGCUGUCUUUCCUCCUGUAGGCGACGCCAUUUUGUUGUCGGCGGAGAAGCGGAGCGUGUAGAGAAAGAUCGAGAAGCCGCAGUUCUGAGGUUGUGUAUUAAGGUACAGAACAAUGGGGAAUGUUUUUGCGAACCUGUUCAAAGGCUUGUUUGGGAAGAAGGAGAUGAGGAUCCUGAUGGUGGGGCUAGAUGCAGCAGGCAAGACCACCAUCCUGUACAAACUCAAACUGGGCGAGAUUGUGACCACCAUCCCAACAAUUGGUUUUAAUGUAGAAACAGUAGAAUACAAAAACAUCAGCUUCACAGUGUGGGACGUAGGUGGUCAAGAUAAAAUCCGACCUUUGUGGCGUCACUACUUCCAGAACACACAAGGGCUGAUCUUUGUGGUGGACAGCAAUGACAGGGAGCGAGUGAAUGAGGCGCGGGAGGAACUCACAAGGAUGUUGGCGGAAGACGAGCUGCGGGAUGCCGUGUUACUCGUUUUUGCAAACAAGCAGGACUUACCGAAUGCCAUGAACGCUGCAGAGAUCACAGACAAGCUGGGGCUCCACUCCCUUCGCCAGCGGAACUGGUAUAUCCAGGCGACCUGCGCAACCAGUGGAGACGGGCUCUACGAAGGGCUGGACUGGCUAUCCAACCAGCUCAAGAACCAGAAAUGAUCCAUUCCAUAGUCAGUGUGAAGGGGGGCAGCACUGGCCCCAGCCUCAUCUCCCCCCUCCCCCCAAACAUCACGCCCCCUUGUCAACUUCCCCUCCCUCUCCCUCUGGGGCCCUGGCUAGUGCAGCCCUACACCAGAGUGUGUGUGUGAGUGUGUCUGCGUGUCUGUGAGCUGCGAGUGGGAGCAGCCCUCGUGUGCCUUACACACCUCCCGCGGAAAUAGCAAUUUGGCUCUCUGAGCAGCCUGGCACAUUACAUGUUGACUCGGACUCACCGCAGUGUGGUUUUCAGAAGGCAAAGAAAGAGCAAGGAUGCAUAGUGUCAUCUUGAAACCUGAUUUAGACCACCAGUGUUAGAAUGUUCAAAUAACAUGCGUUUGUUCAAAUGUUGGUUUGAGACCCCCUUUAAAAGUCACAUUGUAACCUGUAUCAGGUUGAAAAAUAAAGUAAAAAAAGUGUAUUUCAUCCUAGAUCCUUCUUUGCAUCAUUUGAAAAUCAUGCUUUUUUUUUUGCUUAACUAAGAAAUCUUACAUUUCUGGUUCUAGUAUGAACACUACCUGUUUUUUUCCCUUUUUGUUUUAAAGACCAUGAAGCACAAUUCAGCAGCGGAGUAAAACUUUCCAUUUAGUUGUUCAGCUUGCUUAAAAUUAAAAUGUCCAUUUUGACACUUGAUAUUUCACACAGCUAUUUGCUUAUUUCCUUUGACCUUUUGGAAGCUUGAAGCCCACUUGUCUAUCUGCCCAUGAUGCAUGAGGAAAGGGCCGGUGUUAAGAGAAUAGUGAAAAAUAAGGUUGACUUCCUUUGUUUCGAACAUGAUGAAUGGAUAAUGUACAGAAACACCUGCACAGGAGCGAAGAUGGUUUAUUCUACUGUACUGUAAGGGUAACCUGUGAGAAUAAUCAAAGCUACUGGGCACUCCAAAUUUAAAGGUUUUAAUUUGUAUUACCCCUGUGUCUUGGUAGAGUGAGUGUGAUACAUUAAUAGCUUAAUUUCAUGUAUUACAACACAUUUGCAUUGCUAUAAUAAUUUCACACUGCAACAGAAAUGCUUUUGUUUAGUUGCACUAACAACUUUUUCACACUAAUAUAUAAUCUAAAACAAAUGUUUGGUUGUCAGAGGUGUUAAUCAUUGUGGGAAAUGGAAAUGUGCUUUAAUGCAUAGCAAUGCAAUUAUUGUAACUGCAAACUAUAACCGGCUCAUGCAUGAUUUUAAUACCAUGGUUCACAUCACUUACAAAACACAGCCUAGAGGCUCCAGGAUGGUUCAUUGGGCAAAGGUUGGGUUUUGUAUUCUUCCAUGAUGUGUUUUUACCCAUGCUACAUUUGUUGAGCAUGGAAAGUACCGAUUGUCUUGAAUGCUGCUGGGUAUGGGGUGGGUAGUGUUGGCUUAGGACAUAUUGUAACAUUCACACUAUUUGGCUUGGUGUCUGCAUGCUAUACAGGACAGGGUUGUUUAUAACCUCCACUUCCUAACCAAAGCCUUGCUUUUUUUUUUGCAGUCCAGGCAUGUAGUGCAAAAACUUGUUGGCGUGACAAAGCAUCCAUCUUCGAAAGCUUGUGUGUGGUCUCCAUCUCUGCCAGGAUGGUGUGGGAAUUCCAGCAUUUGCUGGGGUAAAUGAUUGGCUCUUCCAAAUUUGGGGCUCUGAUAGUGGGAAAACAAUGGUUUCUAAAUCAAGUUAAUAAUUUAAAGUGUGGAUAUCCUAACCUCUUGGAUUGCAUUAUAGCAGUAUACUUACAUUAAUAUCUGUAAACUGCCCUCUUUUCUUGACGCCUUGCAUCUUAGUGUCCUGGACACAUCUGGUUACAAGUCCUCUCUGCAUGAUUUCUCUGUACUUUGUGUUACUUGGUUAAAUGGGUUGUGGCACUUGGUGUAUGCUCUUGGGUAUGUAGAAUAAUUACAGAAGAAUAGUACUACUCAACAAAGUAGAAUGUAGUUAACUGUACAAUUUGAGGUAGAAGGGACCUCAUAAGACAUUUUUUUUUUAAUAAGAACCAACUCACCACAUAACUUUUUAAAUAAAUAAUUGAAUAAUUUAUUGAUCAUUAGUUGUGGAAAAUGCAAUAAUUGUCAUGCUUGUUGCUGUAGGUGUAUGUUUAAGCACAGCAAAGUCCGGGGACAGUGAGGCCUUUACAGAGAGCUGCUCCCAUUCUGUUUACUGUUUUUGUUUGUUUUUUUUAUUUUUAUUUUGUACAGAGUACCUGACUCAGAGGCAUCUUCUGCUGAGGAUAGGUCUACAGUUGCAUUGAGAUGCAGAACCUUAUGUCAUGAUACAGUGGGGGUCGGGUUGCGGUUGGUUAGGCAGUUAUGGGGAAAGUGGGACUGACGCUAUGAUCUUAUUGCAGUGCUUGUGUGUCUUGCAGAAGGGCACUAUUGUGGUAGAGGGCUGGGCUAAAGAAAAAGGUUUGCUACUCUCCUUUCACAUUUUCAUUGUUCCAGUGAUCCUAUUUUUAUCAAAGAAUGGCCCUGUUUUUUAAGGUCUGGUGGCCAUUGUUACGUAGUCUUGAUUAUUAUCAAUUCGGUAUUUGACUCACACCAUUGUUGUGGCACUGAAAGAAUCCUCAGUUUGCUGCAUCAUUAGGUUCUGUAGCCCCAUGUGUUACACAAGAUAUCUUUUAAACUUUUUGAGUUGAGCUACUUCAACUUAUUGAUUGUUGAAAUGCUGAAAGCCACGUCACAGAUAAAGCUCUAAUAACUUAGUUUUAAAUUAUGCACGGAAAACCAAAAAAAAGUGACCUGUUACUGAGUAAUUUGUAUGGGGCAGUGAUUAUGAAACAUAAGGAGAUGUUAAUAUCUAGCACAGCCUUGAGCUGUGAAAUGAAACUAGGCUCACCUACAGGUUUACGAGUUGUUGUACAGAUUCUCAGGUGUGCAAGGAAACCAUGUCUCUCUCGAAGCAAGAAGAGUAUGCUAUAGUUGCCUCAUCUCCCUUCGAGCAGGUUGUCUGUUAAGUGAUCUGGGCAUUAGUAAAGUUAAACAAAUAGCUCAGUCAUUACUCUGAAUUCACAAAACCACACAUGUGGGAUCUUGUUCAAUGGUUUGAAUAUGAUACAAAUAAUCCUAAUAAAAAAUAGACCACCUGUUAAGCUCUUUGUUUUUUACAAAUCACUGUAUAGUCUUUAAAAAUUAGAAGGAAAAUGGGUGUCCUAUACAAGUGCAAAAAGGUCCUAUUAGAGCAUAUAAAGAAAUGGAAUCCAAUUCAUUUACUCCCCAUUCCUGUCCAGUGUGCUGAAAUAUGAGACUCAUAAAGUCCAUUUUCUGCUUACUAAAAGGCAUGUCUAAAGAACUUUUGUAUCUUCAACCUUGGAUGCUCUAAGAGGGACACUUAUUGGUGUAAACGGCUAGACAGUUGUAUUUCAUUGACAAAAAAACACCAAACCUGUAUAUAAA